This is a messenger RNA of Pseudomassariella vexata, 573 nucleotides long. RefSeq names its product TspO/MBR-related protein. Gene Ontology annotation, cellular component: mitochondrial outer membrane. The transcript has 2 exons. The record is from RefSeq and is a predicted model, not a curated record. The coding region runs from base 1 to 573 and encodes 190 amino acids. Lineage: Eukaryota; Fungi; Ascomycota; Sordariomycetes; Amphisphaeriales; Pseudomassariaceae.
AUGACGACCUACAUCCCCCAAAUCACGAUACCCCAUGCGGUCUUCGCAAAUCCAGCAGCAUCCGUGCUACUACCCAUUGCCCUAGGCACAGGAGUUGGAUUCAGCACACGACCCAAAGACACCCAAAAUAGCUACAUGCUGAUGAAGCAACCGCCACUCCGCCCACCACCCUACGUUUUCGGCCCCGUGUGGACACUCCUCUAUGGUCUCAUGGGCUAUGCAGCCCACCGCGCCAUCACCGCAGGCAUGAACCCCUUGACCUCGUCCGUGGGGGGCGUACGGGACGCCAAGCACGCCGCGACGCUGUACUCGGUUCAGUUAGGGCUAAAUCUGAUCUGGAUGCCAUUGUUCUUCGGCGUGCGCAAGCCUGUACUCGCGCUGGCAGAUAUCGCGGCCCUCGUUGGCGUCAAUGGCUACCUGACUUACCUGUUCUUCCAGCUCGACAACGUGGCAGGUUGGUGUAUGGCGCCCUACAUGGGCUGGUUGGGCUUCGCGACGUACCUUAACGCGGCCUUAGGCCACUUGAAUGACUGGAAAAUCUCUGAUGAGGAUCUGCGUAAGAAGAAGAAUUAA